UAUUUGGACAAUUUCAUACACUAUAAUUUUCGUCACCGUUUGUGUUUAUUAUUUUAUGACGCUUAGUGUAAUGCACUUAUCCCCUGCUCAUCUCAGAAUUGUGGUGAUACUCUCAUUGCUGCAGCAAUUAACUUUGAAACGUCAAAGUCACAUAUUCCAGGAGCAUUUGGAAUCAGAUCUGCGAGACUGCAGGGAGUGCUUUGCCGCGCAAAUCGAGAACUGCUUAGGCUUAUACGAAUCAUUAGCGGAACCAGAGGAUCUGAAUAAACUGCUUAAGGAUAUCACGUUGCGCCUUGAUUAUCGUCACAACUAUUGGCUAAGAUUGAAGUCUAACAAUGCCACGCUUCUGGCUAAGCGAAGCACAGUCGAAAUCAGGAGAGCCAAAGGAACAAAAGAAACCUCCAUAGAAUUGCUGCGAGCACAGUUCUUAAGCUCAGUACAACGUCCGGGACAAUUUCAAUUAUGCAGCGGACAAAAUACCACCAAAAAUGAAAGCCACCGUUUUGUCGAAUAUUUUCGGAACCGUGGACAUUUGGAACUGACUAUUUGGUACUAUAUGACCCACUACAUCACCCCGCUACUCAUGCAGGAGCUGUGGGCGCUGCAGUGGCCUGUGCCACGGAUCUAUGCAGCCUGCGGUCUCACCUAUUUCCAGGCCUAUGCCGGUCGCACGUUAAGUGAAUUUGGCCAAGAAGCGCCGGCAUUACGCUAUCGUCUGGCGCAGCAGCUCCUCGAGCUAGCGCUGAAAAUGACAUUUGGGUUCGACAAUUUUCGCAUUUAUAUAACUGAUUUUACCACCGACAACUUUGCCUAUGACGAAACGAGGCAAGAGCUGACGGUAAUUGAUUUGGACACCAUCGUAGUAGUGGAUGCAGCGACGCCAUUACGCGAAGCCGAAAAAUAUGCCCCGAUGCCCGGCUCUGAUGAUGUUUUCACCUACGAUGUAGUCGCCUUUUGUGCAGGGCAGUUAACCGAUGCGAAUGUCUAUCAGGCCUGCCGACUCUUAAGCGACUUCCUUCUGCACGAUGCGGACGAGGAUCUGCACAUGAUACUCCUGAAUUGUGUGCUAUGUGCUGAUGAACUAUGCGAUUUGCGUUUUCAAUAUGCCUACGAUUUGAUUAAAAUAUUUAAGCAAGGGCUGGAAUGAUGCACAAGCUUCACGGCAUAAUGUGUGAAGUGAAUAUUUAUCAGGGAUAUUGUAGAACAUACUUACAUUUAUUUUGUUCAAUCUAAAAUGUACUCAAAAAUGUUUUAGCAUAUUGAAAUUAAAGAACUCGCACAAUAGACACAAAACGUGUACGCGAUACUAUUCUAAGCAGACCUGAAAUGUAAAACAUAGGAAAUUUAAUUUGGUGGUUCAAUUGACAAUUGAAUUUUUAGGAUUUACACAGGCAUUUUUUGGGGUAAGUUCCUAAACCACUUGUGGAAUGUAACGUCCAGCCAUAUUUCGGAUUAAGAGCACUAUUGCCAAGCUGAUUCUAAAAACUAAAAUAACGAAUCUAAAAACAAUAAACGAAUUUUCAAGUUGCACAACCAAAAACAUAAA
Messenger RNA from Scaptodrosophila lebanonensis, 1546 nucleotides. RefSeq lists its product as uncharacterized. The record is from RefSeq and is a predicted model, not a curated record. NCBI's taxonomy places the organism in Eukaryota, Metazoa, Arthropoda, Insecta, Diptera, Drosophilidae. The transcript is spliced from 2 exons. Bases 56 to 1147 code for a protein of 363 amino acids.